This is a messenger RNA of Talaromyces proteolyticus, 1450 nucleotides long. Its product is annotated as O-methyltransferase. Bases 191 to 1402 code for a protein of 403 amino acids. NCBI's taxonomy places the organism in Eukaryota, Fungi, Ascomycota, Eurotiomycetes, Eurotiales, Trichocomaceae. The transcript is spliced from 5 exons. The record is from RefSeq and is a predicted model, not a curated record. Gene Ontology annotation, molecular function: O-methyltransferase activity.
GGAACCACCACCCCGCCUGAGGAAGUCAGUUGGUGAACUGAAUAUGCACCAAACUUAUACUAGAGCUAUUAAGGCCGAAGCCUUUUUAGCGUAAUAGGAAAAACCUUGACACGAUCCUUUCAGAAUGACCCGAAUACGAUCACAACUGUUGCAAGUGCAAGGGUACGAUCUCUCCAAGACUUAGCGCAUAAUGGCUGCUUCUGCUUCUGCUUCUUCUCUGUCUGCGCAGAUUGACGAUAUUGCGGCCAAGGUAAAGCAAUUUGAAACAUCCAAGGAUGAUCUCACCCGGGCCGAGCGCCUUCGUCUGGUGCAAUCCCUGGAACGGCUGACCCUGCAGGUGAAGGAGCCCAAGGAUGCAAUCUUUGAUCAUCUUACUAAUGCAUCUUCGCUGUGCAACCUGCGUGGGUUACUGGAGUUGGGUGUACCACAGAAUAUCCCUCGCACAGGAAGUAUUACCGCGGCUGGGCUUGCAGACAAAACUGGCGCUGAUAAGACAUUGAUUGCUCGCUUGAUGCGUAUUCUCACCGUGACUGGCAUCUUCGAUCUUGUCGGCCCGGACGAGUAUGCACACACCCCAUAUUCAUUGGCAUACAUUGAGGGACACGAAGUAGACUUCCUGAAAUUAUGCUGCGAUGAGAUCUUCGUCAACACGACCCGUUUACCAGAGUACUUUCGUGCCGUCGGCGGCCGUGAUACGACUAGCACAACGGACAAUCCUUUCAGCUGGGGAAAUAACAAAGUGGGAAAUACCUUUUUUGACAUUAUAUCCCAGGAUCCUCGACGGAUCAAACAGUUCGACGUUGCAAUGUCAACCCAGGACUAUACACUUCCAGUUCUAGGAAUGUAUCCGUUUGGUGUAGAGCUUGCCGGUGCUACUGAUCUAGACAGCCGAGCGUUGCUUGUGGAUAUUGGCGGCGGUCGAGGACAAUCACUCGUACAAAUCAAAGAAAAGUGGCCGGCCUUGCAGGGGAAGCUGAUUUUACAGGAUAGAUCGAUGGUGUUAGAUUCAUUUCCCGAGUUGUCCGGAAUAGAAAAGAUGGCACACGACUUCUUCACUGAGCAGCCGGUCAAGCAUGCGCAUGCGUAUUAUAUUCGACGCUGCCUGCACAACUGGACAGACGCACAUUGUACCAAAAUCUUGAAAGCCAUUGUACCAGCCAUGGCCCCCGACUCUCGAGUCCUUAUCGGCGAGAUGGUUGUCCCCGAAUAUAACAGCGAGCGUCCAGGUGGCGUUGAAGACAUGGCACCUUACUGGAUGGAUCACAACAUGUUCGCUUUUGGAGGCCGCGAGCGAACAAAGACCGACUGGGAGGCGCUUUUUACCACUUCCGGCUUGAAAUUGAUCAAGAUCUGGCAGAGCGAGGCGUCCAGCCAGGCUGUUCUCGAGGCACGGCUGGCUUGAGGAACAAUGCAUAUUUAGAUUGUUAAUACUAAAUAACUUUGAUAUAUA